AUGGCAUCAUCGCAAACCACAGUCAUUGCGACUGCAACGGCUGCCGCAGUGGCGACCGGCCUUCUCGCCUACGCCGUCUACUUCGACCAUGCACGACGAAACAAGCCCGAGUUUAGGAGAAACCUGCGGCGAAACGAGCGCAAGCAGGUCCGACAGGCAAAGGAGCACGCCGAGGUCGAGACCCAGAACAGGCGUCACGAAAUCAAAGCGGCCGUGGACGAGGCUAGAGAAGAGGGCUUUCCCACGAGCGUAGAGGAGAAGGAGGCCUACUUCCUAGACCAAGUGACGAUGGGAGAGCAGCUGGGCGCAGAUCCUUCUCGCGCUCUGGAAGCUGCGCUGGCUUUCUACAAGGGCCUUAAGGUCUACCCAACACCUGGGGACCUGAUUAACAUCUACGACAAGACGGUGCCGAAGCCUAUCCUCGACCUCCUGGCAGAGAUGAUCGCAUACGACCCUAGUCUGAGACUCGAAGGCAUGGCCAGCGCCGGCGGCGUGCCAGGCAUGCCAAACCUGCCAAACCUGGCGAAUAUGGCCGACAUGCCCAACGUCGGCUUGGACUAA
Molecule: messenger RNA, 561 nt
Organism: Diaporthe amygdali
Lineage: Eukaryota; Fungi; Ascomycota; Sordariomycetes; Diaporthales; Diaporthaceae
Exons: 4
Coding region: 1-561 (186 amino acids)
Biological process (GO): protein import into mitochondrial matrix; tRNA import into mitochondrion; protein targeting
Cellular component (GO): mitochondrial outer membrane translocase complex; mitochondrial outer membrane
Molecular function (GO): transmembrane protein transporter activity
Source: RefSeq, a predicted model, not a curated record